AUGUCCCAGAACCCGAACAAACAGAGGGGUCCUGGAACAAUCGAUGUCGCCAAUCUCAACAACGGCACCAAUGGCUCGUCUCCACCGACGUCCUCGUCGAGCCCUGCAGCACCCAAGACUCCAGCUGAAGAGGGCAUCCAGUUCUUCUCCGGCGAGGUCAAGCCUGGCGAACAGCCCAUCAGAGUCUACGAGCUCUUUCUAGAGGACGAUGGAGGCCCUGGAAAAGACAUGCAGUACAUCCGCCUUCCACCGGCCUAUACCCCCUAUAUCCUACGAGUGUCCAUAGAGGCAGGCACACCAGCGGCCAAGAACGGCGUCUUCAAGACCAACUUCCCCUUAGAUGGGAAAACCUUCGGAAGAUCGAGGUUCACAGAGAAGAAACUACCUCAGGACUUUUCAAAGCCUAUCCAAAUAGACCUUCCCAUCGCACAGGCAGGAGCUUACAAGUACUGGGUCGAGUAUGAAGGCACCGAUGGUUCGCGUAUCAAGGGCAGAGAAGGCUUCUUCAAUAUCGAUCCCGUGCUCCGCCUCAAAUCCCGAUCGCGCAUCCUCUCCCCUUCUUUAUCCGUCCUUCCACCAUCCGAAGGCGGCGCCAUCCAAGAUGACUACAUCAAUCUUCCUCAAGAUGGCCUCUCCGUCCUCACAGUCGUCUCCAAAUGGAUGGGUCCCCUGUCUGAAUGGCACAAACACUUCCAAGAAGCAAAGGAGAGAGGAUAUACCAUGUUGCACUACCCUCCUCUUCAGGAACGAGGCGAAAGCAACAGCCCUUACUCCAUCCGAAACCAACUCGGUUACGACAAGGACCUUUUCGGCAACGGCGCGCCCAAAGACGGCAAGAGCGCACAGCAAGAAGUUGAGAAGAUCCUCAGGCUCGCAAGGGAGGAAUACGGACUACUCAGCUUGACUGACGUCGUGCUCAACCACACCGCCAACGACACCCCUUGGUUGUCUGAGCACCCUGAAGCUGGUUUCAGUCCCGCCAACACCCCGCACCUCACUCCUGCUCUCGAACUCGAUACGGCCAUCCUUGAGUUCUCGGAGAAACUAGAGGCAAACGGGUUACCCACGGUAAUCAAAUCAGACGACGAUCUCAUCCGCAUCACCGAAGCGUUCGAGAAGACAGUCCGCUCGCUCAACUUGUGGCAAUACUACGUCCUCAACGCUGCACGCGAGAAAGAGUCCGUCAAGGAAGCCUUGAACUCUGGUCAAGUCACCCCCUGGUCAGGUUCUCUUGUUGCCAACAAGACUGUCGAAGAACUAGCCCACAUCCUUCGCGAGGAGAAAGGUGUCAUCAAGGGUCUCAGUCAAUACGCGUCUCGUUUCGGUGUCCAUGUCGAGCCUGGCAUCGCUGCUGGAUUCAUCAAGGCUGCUUUCACACACCUCAGCGACAAUGAAGCGCUAGCUGAAGCAUGGGGGCGCGUCGUUGACGUCAUCAACGUGCCACUCUACGAAGAAUGGGAGGCAGAUACAAGAGUCGCUGUCGAGAGCGUGAAAAACCGCGUCAAGUAUACCCGACUCGACGAGCACGGGCCCAAGUUGGGUGAAAUUUCGAAAUGGCAACCCCUUGUCGAGCCCUACUUCACACGCGUCACUCCUCCGCAGGGCAAACCAGCGGACCCUCAGACUUACUCUCUCGCCAAUAACGGUUGGAUCUGGGGUGCUGACCCACUCAAGAACUUUGCUCUCCUCCCCUCCAAGGCCUACCUUCGACGUGAAGUCAUCGUAUGGGGCGACUGCGUAAAACUGCGCUACGGCUCCCAACCCUCUGACAACCCCUGGCUCUGGGAUUACAUGACAUCCUACGUCCAAGUCCUUGCCCGCACAUUCGACGGAUUCCGUAUUGACAACUGCCACUCCACCCCACUCGAAGUCGGAACCCACAUGCUCGACGCAGCACGCGUGGUCAAACCCAACCUCUACGUCUGUGCUGAGCUCUUCACAGGGAACGAAGAGACCGAUCUCGUCUUUGUACGCGAGUUGGGUAUCAACAGUCUUAUCCGAGAAUCCUAUAACGGCUGGGACCCCAAGGAAUACUCGCGACUCCUCUACCGAUUCGGGCUGGGCAAACCUAUUGGUUCAAUGGACGCAGCGUGUCUUACCUCCAAGGCCGAGAUACCUAGCCCAACAGGAAAGGGACCGCACCGCGAGGCAAUUAUCUCACCUAUCAAGGGUUCGCUCCCCCACGCCCUCCUCUACGACCUCACCCACGACAACGAAUCUCCCCAUGACAAACGAAGUGCUGAGGAUGCACUGUCCACAGGUGCUCUAGCCGCUUUCAGCAUGUGCGGAACGGGAAGCGUCAAAGGCUUUGAUGAUCUCUAUCCCAAGCUCGUCGAUCUAGUUAGGGAGAAGAGAAAAUACGAGCUUACAGGGCUUGGAGAGCAUAGCGGAAUCGCGAAAAUCAAGCGAGUUGUUAAUGGUUUGAAGCUGGAGAUGGUCAUCGAUGGAUUCGAGGAAGGACACGUCCACCAGGAGAAUGAUUACAUCGUACUUCACCGGGUGAAUCCCAGGACCCAAAAGGGUUAUCUCCUCGUCGCACACACCGCAUUCCACAAAGGAAAGAAGGAUCGCGGACACAUCGACCCCAUCAAGCUUCGUCGUACCCGAGCCAAAUACAUCCUCGGUGCCUCAAUCUCCAUCUCAUCGUAUACGCCGUCGAAGGAUUCCACCACCCUCAAAGGCCUCCCCUCUACUCUAGUCGACAUACCCUCUUCCUCUGUCCCAAUCCACACAUCCUCUGACUCCUCUGGACCCUACUCCGAAAUCACCGUACCUCAAACGUUCCCCCCAGGCAGCAUCAUGAUCUUCGAAACACAGAUUGAAGACUUUGACGCAGAUCUCGAGGAGCUCUGUCUCCAAGGCGCCUACGAAUCCGUUAAAGACCUUGACCUCGUCGACUUGAACGUCAUCCUUCACCGUGCCGAUGUCGAGGAGAAGGAUGCUACGGAUGGCAAGUAUGGUGCUUACGACGUACCUGGGCUGGGUAAGAUGGUAUACUGCGGAUUGGAAGGGUGGAUGCAUCCCUUGAGGCAUGUCAUGAAGUGGAAUGAUCUCGGACACCCUCUGUGUGCACAUUUGAGGGAGGGAACUUGGGCAUUUGACUACCUGUGGCAGCGACUCGAUGCACAAGUCGGAACAUUCCCCAACCUCGCCAAACCUGCUCAAUGGCUCAAGGAACGUUGCGAACGCGUCAAAUCCAAAGUCCCCACCUUCAUGCGUCCAAAGUACUUUGCCCUAAUCGUCUCUGAAGCAUACAAAGCAGCACGACUCGCAGUAGUGGAGCAAUGUUCCGACUUUGUCGUCUCCGGACACUCGUUCAUCCAAGACCUCGCACUGUGCUCUGUCCAGAUGCACGGAUUGGUUAAAUCAGCUAGUCUCGAUCCCGAGGUCAACACGCCUUCUUUGGCCGCUGGUUUGCCUCACUUUACUACUGGCUGGGCGAGAUGCUGGGGUCGCGACGUCUUCAUUUCACUGAGUGGUCUGUUCUUGACAACUGGUAAUUUUGAAGGAGCGAGGAGACACAUUCUGGCGUUUGCGACCACCCUGAAGCACGGUCUCAUCCCCAACUUGUUGGAUUCGGUUCGAAAUCCUCGCUACAACUCCCGCGAUUCACCCUGGUGGAUGCUCCAAAACAUUCAAGACUACGUUAAACGCGCACCGGACGGACUGUCCAUCCUCUCUGAAACCAUCAAACGGCGCUUCCCCAAGGACGACACCUACGUGCCCUGGGACGAUCCCCUCGCCUACUCCCAGACCUCCACCAUCGCAGAAAUCAUCCAAGAAAUCCUCGAGCGACAUGCACAGGGUAUCUCCUUCCGUGAACACAAUGCCGGUCCCAACUUGGAUAUGCAGAUGAAGCCUGAAGGUUUCGAUAUCAAUGUGUACGUCGACUGGGAGACAGGAUUUGUGCUUGGAGGAAGCAAGCAUAACUGUGGGACGUGGAUGGACAAGAUGGGAGAGAGCGUCAAGGCGGGUACGAAGGGCGUUCCCGGUUCCCCUAGGGAUGGAGCGGACGUGGAGAUCAUUGGAUUGUUGAAGAGCACUUUGAGGUGGGUGAGCGAGCUGAGUGCAAAGGGCCAAUUCCCGUUCAAGGGCGUUACUGCCAAAGUGAAUGGCCAAGACAAGUUUGUGACAUACAAGGAAUGGUCGGAUUUGAUUCAAGCUUCGUUUGAGAAGUACUUCUACGUACCUCUUGAUCCGGCAGAAGACGUAAACUAUAAGAUCGACACCAAGCUCGUCAACCGACGUGGAAUCUACAAGGAUGUCUACGGUUCAGGUGCUGACCAUGCCUGGGCAGAUUACCAAUUCCGAUGCAACUUCCCCAUCGCCAUGACUGUCGCUCCUGAGAUGUUCGAUCCUCAACAUGCCUUAGGUGCCCUGAAGCUUGCUGACGAGGUUUUGAGGGGUCCUCUGGGCAUGAAGACACUCGACGCGCAGGACUUGCAGUACAGACCUGUGUAUGACAACCAGAAUGACUCUGACGACGCCAGUGUCGCAAAGGGUCUGAACUAUCAUAAUGGACCGGAAUGGGGAUGGCCGCUCGGAUACUUCCUCAGGGCCUACCUCCACUUUGACCUGAUCGCGGGAGAGGGCAAGACGAACCCCCAACAAACCCUCCACAAGCUCUACGGAAAGCUACUUACACCGCGUCAUCAUAUCCAGAAAGACCCUUGGCGCGGCCUACCCGAACUGACGAACGCGAACGCAGAGUACUGUCGAGAUUCGUGCCCCACGCAGGCAUGGAGCGCGAGCACGCUGCUUGAUUUCCUGGAUGACGUUCACAACCUAUCUCUCUAG
Coprinopsis cinerea okayama7#130 is the source of this 4797-nucleotide messenger RNA. RefSeq names its product glycogen debranching enzyme. The transcript has 13 exons. Bases 1 to 4797 code for a protein of 1598 amino acids. Gene Ontology annotation, molecular function: amylo-alpha-1,6-glucosidase activity; 4-alpha-glucanotransferase activity. Gene Ontology annotation, biological process: glycogen catabolic process. NCBI's taxonomy places the organism in Eukaryota, Fungi, Basidiomycota, Agaricomycetes, Agaricales, Psathyrellaceae. The record is from RefSeq and is a predicted model, not a curated record.